AUGAUCGACCCGCAAUGGACACCCGAUUCGUGCGCCUCCGCCUCCUCGAAUGAGGUCCAGUGUGGGUUCGCGCCGCCAGCUUCCGCUCCCAUGGACGCCGCGCUGCUCCACGGCCUUCCUGGCGGCACCGCCGAUACUUUCACGGCACUCUGUGUGGUUCCUUUCGCUACGCCCUUGCACGCCGCCUCGCGCCAACCCUCGAAUUUGCCUUCGCCUGGUAAGAACGGUCCCCUCGCGCCGUUCACAAUCAGCGUCGUUCCGCAGACCGCCGCAUCCCCGCGCGUCAACGGCGCAGCACAGCUCGCAGCAUCUUCCGACGUGCUGCCGCUGUGGGUCGGCCCGCUGCACGUGCUGGACGUCAGCACGCACGCCGCGCGAGCCGCGGGGGAGAGCUACGCGGUGCGGCCGCUGUUCGCGCUGCUGGUCUCGUCCGACGCCAGCGCAGGCAGCGGUGCUGCGCCGUGUGGCGAGCAGGAGGACGCGGACCGCGCACUCGGACCGGCGGAGCGCCCACUGAUUGUGGCGGCAGCGGCGUCGGACGAGGAAUGGACGGCCAUGGCGGAGACGUGGAAGGGUGGCGAGGGCUGCGGGGCGGAGGCGGAGGGGGGGUGUGAAUGGGAUCGAGUGGCGGCGGAAGUGAAGGCGCAAGCGCAGCAGCUGCUGCGCGACUGCGGCCUCGCCGGCGUCGCGCUCACCAUCCCCGGCUCACCUCGCCAUCGCCAUCAGCGCGCGCAACAGAUCAUUGCCGGCUCGCACCGGCAAUGGUGCUCGUUCUCCUCCCCCCACCUCCCGCCUCCCCCCAGCGCUCGCUCCUCUUUUCCUCAUCGUGCUGUCCUCCCACUGGCCGUCUCGCCGCGGUCGCCGCUCACCGCGUGCCCUGAGAGUGGCAGCGACGGGAGCAGCAAGGCCUGCGGGUGGGAGGGGCUCAAACGCGGCAACGCGCACGGGAGGAGCGGGAUUAGUGGGAUGAGUGGGAGGGGUGCGCGGACGCUGCUGCUGGCGGCGUGCUGCGCGGGGCUGGACGGACGGCACCUCCGCACGCACAGCCUCGCCGCCGACCCGCUCGUCUCUGUCGCGGGCGACCAGCCGUCGCCCCUCUCCGCCCUCCCCUCCGCCCUCCCCUCCCCCUGCGCCGUGUCUCCCCCGCCCAUUCUGCAUGCACCCGGCAGUUUCCGCCGGCCGCCGGGAUGCUCCAUCGAGGUGCCCUCGUCGCCUGCCGCCGAACCGGAGCGCGCGAGUCCGGGGCGCAGGCUGCGGAAGCUGCUGUCGCCCGUGUACAGCCUCGGGGGCAGCUGGUUCGCCGUGCCGCGCCUCUCCUCCGCCACCGCGCCGCCUCUCGCCCGCAGCGCGAACCCGACGACGAACCGCGGGUGCGUGGGGCGCGAGUCAGGGGCGGAUAUGAGGGGGCACGACGAGGAUUGGGGGAACGAGAACAGGGAAGAGAAGCAGGGCGGGGCGGCGGAACGGGGGGAGCGAGUGGAAGAGGGAGACGGAGGCGAGGCGCAGGUGACUGCGCGCGGGGAGGAGAAAGGGGAGGGGGAACGGGGCGAGAGUGAAGAGGAGGAAGAGGGGGAGGAGGAAGACGAGGGGGAGGGGGAGGGGCAGGACGGGCGCGAGUUGGCGCGCUCUCAGACGAUGCGGUCGCUGCAGCGGUCGGCGUCGCGCCGAUCCCAGCCGGGCGGGGCGCGCGGCGCAGGGCAGCGCAAGGGGAAAGCGGCGGCGAGAGGCGCGAAGGCGGGCGCGAAAGCAUCGGCGCGGUUGGCGAUGGCGCGCAGCGCGAGCUUCCGCGUGUACAUUGAGACGGGGAAGGACGCCGCGGGCAGCAAGGGCAGGCAGGGGGACGGCGGGAAGGGUCGCGGUCUGUCGCGGCAGAACAGCGCCGUGGGGCGGAAAGCAGUGCAGGAGGAGCGCGGCGUGCGGUACGUGCGCCAGGCCAGUCAGCGGGAGCGGGGGGGAGAGGCGCAAGGGCGAGGGGAUGAGAUCGAGGGGCCGCGGGAUCAGAAUGGCGGAGCGGAAGGGGAGGAGGAGGAGGAACCGGGAUCGUUCAGGCGCGCGUACAGCGCUCCGAACAGCGAGCGCUCGCUGGCGCGCAGCAAGAGCAUGCGGCGCGCGCAAGAGGGAGGCGAAACAGACGUGGGGAGUGAACGACGCGGGGACAACGCGGGGGGGGCAGUUUCGGGAGACGAGGGGAAGGGCGGAGGGAGGGUAAGGGGCAGCGAGCGGGGCGAGGAGCGCAGCGGUGAGCGGCAUGGGGGCCAGGAUCAGGGCGAGCUGCAGCGGUCGCGCACUCUACCCUCCAAACCCGCCCGCAGCGGGGGAGGCCGGGAGCAAGCGGCGGAGAAGGAAGAGGCGGAGUGGGACAGUGAAGCACAGCGAGAGGCUGAGAGGGCGGAGAUGGAGGAAAGGGCGGAGCGGUUGCGGCGGCAGCUGCAGCAGCAAAAGCAGCGGCUGCAGCGGCAGAGCAGUGGGCAGCAGCAGGCGGCGCGCAGCGGCACGGACGAGCAGGCGGCGGGGCUGGCGAAGCGCGGCAGAGAGCUGCUGCGGCUGGCGUCGCUGCCGCGGCAGCAGCAGCUCGACGCGCAGGGAGCGCCGGCGCAGGCGGUGGGGCCGAGGCGGGGGGCGAAGCAGGUGGUGUCGGGGGCGACCCCCAAGCUGCGGCGCACGGGCCGAGACGGCAGCUUCCGCGUGUACCUCGACCUCAGCCCGUGCACCCCCCUCGCGCCCGCCGCUGCCGUUGAGGAUAACGCGUCCACGCAGGAAAUGCGGCGCGCCGCGACGCACUCGGGAGCUUCGGAGCAGACGCGGGCUGGCGGCGUAGCGACGAGCGGGAGGCAUCUGGACCGCGCGGCGAGCAUGCAGGAGGGGGGAAUGCAGGCGCAGGCGGCGGGCAGCGCCGCGGGCAGGCAGCAGCAGAUGCGGCGCGCUGUGACGCACACGGGGACCGCGGAGGAGCGGGUGAUGGGGGGAAGCGGCGCGGGGGCAGCGGAAAGGAGGCAAGCGGAUGGAAACAGCAUGGUGGUGCGGCGGGUGGAAGGGGAGCGCAGGGCGGAGGAUGGGGAAGGCGGGGCGGAGGCGUUGCGGAAGGGCGCGGGCGUGGUGGGCGGCGAGAGGGAGCGACUGGCAACGGCUGCUGCUGUUGCGGGGCGCCGUGUGCUCGUUAUUGACAUCCCCGAUAAGGGAGACCUCUACCCCGCCCCGCUCACCGCCCCUGCCUGCACCCUAGAUCCCUCCCCCACCGCCGCCGCAACCCCCCCAGUUGCUGCCCCCUCCUCUGCGCGCGCUGCUCCCCGCGCGGCCCCCAGCGGGCAGGCGGGCAGCCGUGCAUUCCCUGACGGCAGAAGGCAGCGGGCUGUGGCAGGGGGGCGGGAGCGAUGGGCAGGCAAGACGGCAGUUCCAGGGGCCUCACCCGCGUCAGCACGUGUCGUGCCCACGUCAGCUGCACUCACUCCCACGUCAGCUGCAAUCACUCCCACGUCAGCUGCAAUCACUCCCACGUCAGCUGCUAUUACUCCCACGUCAGCAGUGAUCACUCCGUCCUCAAGGGCCAGCAGCAAGCCGUCGCCCCGCCCCGCCACACUGCAUGCGCCAGCCGUCCCCUCCCCUGGCCCUGCGCGCGCCCUGCUGGUCCCCCCCAGCCACACGGCCCCCAGCGGCCCCCCCGCUGCUGCGCCUCCCCCGCGCAUCCAGCAAGCGCGGUCUCUGCCGCCCAUCCGUGAGGGCGUGGCGCUGCACGGGCUGCUGCAUGCACACCAGCGCGCCACCAGGGGACCCGCCUUCCCCCCUUCCUCUUCCACCCCGCUGGGGGAGGAGCGGAUGGGAGCAUGGGGAGGAGCGGAUGGGGAGCAGGAGGAGGCGGAGAUGCAGUGGCAGGGGGAGCAGGCACAGGUGGGGCAGUGGCAGCAGAGGCAGCCGCAGCAGGGUGUGCGGGCGCAGCAAGGGUGGGUGCAAGAGGCGGUGGGCGGUGGCAAGCAUGAGUGGCAGCAGUGGGCCGUGGUGCACCCCCAUGCUCAGCAGCAGCAACAGGGCCAGCUCUGCUACCCUCCAGAUACCCAGGGGCAGAUGUACCGGCAGCAGCAGCAGCAGCAGCAGCAGCAGCAGCUGUACCAGCCAAAUCAACAGGCGGGUUUCAGCUCCCAGCGCUGGCAGCAGCAACAGCAGCAGUGGAGCGAGGGGCAGCAUGGCAGUGAGCCCGCCUCCCAUCUCGUGUCACAGCAGCUGCCCCGUGUCGGCGCCACCCCUCACUACGCACCACCGCAGCAUGCCAGCAACAUGAGAGUCACCGGUCACAGCCAGCAGCAGCCUUUGCACGGCCCACACGCAGCCUCAGCACGUGCACAGCCUGGUGUGCCCGCCAGCAGCCCGCGUGGAGGCGACGCCUCGCUCACCCGCCUGCUCUCGUGGAACGCCGGCUCCAACUCCUUCGCUGCCGCCGUCCACGCCUGA
Closterium sp. Naga37s-1 is the source of this 4443-nucleotide messenger RNA. The record is from the annotation of a GenBank genome assembly. NCBI's taxonomy places the organism in Eukaryota, Viridiplantae, Streptophyta, Zygnematophyceae, Desmidiales, Closteriaceae.